Molecule: messenger RNA, 5119 nt
Organism: Patiria miniata (bat star)
Lineage: Eukaryota; Metazoa; Echinodermata; Asteroidea; Valvatida; Asterinidae
Product: histamine N-methyltransferase A-like
Exons: 4
Coding region: 429-1310 (293 amino acids)
Source: RefSeq, a predicted model, not a curated record
GAAAGUGUGUCGGUUAAACUGACUCCCUCGCAUUGCAUCACAAAAUAUAGAUUUUCCUCUUUCACAUGAAUAUAAUUUCUUCAUGAUUAAAGGCGAAUAAUUAUGGGCACUUUUCCAUUGAAAAAUGCUCAACUCAGUGAAAAUUUCGCGUUUCCUAUGGAGGUCACGGCACAUUAAUUUUCCCCGAUUUUUGAGGGUGCGGGUUUACUUCUUCGAACGGCAUACGUGUGAACCGUACCGGGUCGCAUACAAUGCAGGGCUUUGAUUUUCUGCACAUAAUGGGUGACAAAGUUCUCCAUAUGUAGGGGAAAGGGACAGAGGAGUUGGAUUUUCAUUUCGCUCGUACCCGUACCCCCGCCCCGCAAACAAAGUUUGCUCGCCAUACAGAAGGGCAACCUCCGUCACCUUAUGACAUCUGAGAAAUUGAAAUGGCGCUGUCGACACACAAAUAUCAUGAAGCCCACAGUGUGUACAGGAGAUUGACCAACAGAGAGAAAACUUUAAUCGAAUGGUUCCAUGGAAAUACACAAAGUUUGUUGGACAACGCCUUUGCAGUGUCGAUGUCACAGGAUACAGACGUAAAAGUGCUAAGUGUUGGAGCGGGGGACGGUCAUGUGGAAAGACCGAUCUUUUCCUGUCUCAGAGAUAGCUUGGGAUAUUCCAAGAUGAAUGCUACCAUUGUGGAGCCAGAGGCAAGCAGCAUACAGCGCUUCCAGGAUCUAGUUGCUAAAGAGCCUCUGCAUGGUGUGAAUUUUGACUGGAGAUGUCAGACUUUCCAGAAAUACGACAAAUCCGAAGAGGCGAUGGGCGACAAGUUUCACAUCAUAGCUUGCAUGGGCUCUCUGUACUACUUGGGAGACUUGAACGAGGUUUUGAAAAACCUGUACAGCAGGCUUGAAGAUGGCGGCAUUCUACUACUUGGGGUGGCACAAGGUGGAAUUGGUUUUGGAAAGCUAGUGCAGUAUCUUCAAACAAAACUGGACAACGGCGCCUGCGCAGAACGCUACUCCUCCUGGGAAGUCCAAGACGCAUGCAAGAACCUCAACAUGGCCGUCUCACAGACGUACAUCAUCGAGGCGUACCUAGAUAUCUCGAUGUGUCUAGACAAACCCCCUGACCAGCUCUCACAAGACGCGCUAGCUAUGCUUGAUUUUAUCACGUAUAGAGAGGAUUUCGUUCGGCGAGCACCGCCAGAUUUGCUGGGCGAGGUGCUGAGGUUCUUAGGCAGCGAGUGCACGGAGAGGGGUCCGGCUGGGGAGUUCUUACUCGACGAGAGCACCGCCUUACUUGUCAUACGUCGCGAGGGAUAAAUUUUGCACUGUUUUGUUUUUAAAGUUUUUUUGGAAGGGGUAGCUUCUCUGGUGUAAAGGAAUCUGAUUUUGUGUUUAUCCUAAACGUACCUACCGAAUUAUCAAAAAGUUUUUAGAUGAAUUUAGAAAAUUUAGAGGAAUGUUAAUGAAAAUUGUCCAAAUUGAAAAUAACUGCAACGGCGCCCUCAUACGUCAGGAGCCAAUGUAUUUUAACAUUGUGAUGAUUAUGUUUUAUACCAACCUCGUCCCCAGGGUGUUGAGCAGUACGCGCCCACCACUACCUGCUAGGUUGGAAAAAGUAAGCACUGGGGACGAGGUUGGUUUUAAACAACAACAUUAACUGUGUAGUGACAUUUCUUAGUGCUAAGUCAUAUGCUAGAAUAUCAUAAUCUAAUUGGCCAGCACUGUUAGUGGGCGUGGCUUAAGUCAUCUACUGAGCAAUACUGCAUUUUAAUUGGUUAAUGCAUCUCUGUACUUUAGCAAUGAUGUAUAGGGAUCAUGUUAGCCUAUAUACAUAUAACUAUCUGCAAGAACAGACAAUAUCAAUGUACUUCUCGAACCGCAAAUAAAAACAAACCACGAACAGCAGUCGUUAUCAGACUCAUUUUUUUUUAUUCAAUGCAUUUGAUGCCUCAUUCCAUGGUGUACACGGGGUCUACCCGAUGUUCCCCAAUACCGAUGUUUCCAGUGUACACAUUACAGCCCAGAGAACCGUUUCAAAUAAAACUGAACCCUUAAAAACUAAAGUUAUGGCUCCAUGAUAUUCCAGGUACGUCAUGAACAAUAGGGAUGUGGAUUACGUGUAUAUUUUUCAAAAGCAAAAAUUUCACCCAAUGCAAAGUGUUGUUCUUCAAUUCCAACCCUGACUAAACCCACUAACGUAACUGGGGCGCUAGAACUCCUUUUUUGACAUUUGGGAUUUUGUCUGCAUAUUGACUCCUUUUUUGACAUUUGGGAUUUUGGUCUGCACGACAGACCAAAAUCCCAAAUGUCAAAAAAGGAGUUCUAGCGCACCAGUUAGUGGGCCUAUCCCCCUGACAUACUUGGCAUUACUGCUGUCUCAAAAUGUAAACUAGUAUCUGAGAGAUUGAAGUUAUCUUAAAAAGUUAAUUUUUUUCCGUCUUUUUGGCGUCACCUCAUAACGGUAGCAUUUUUAGACAGUUCUUUAAUCCAAAGCAAAAACAUCAUGCUUUAACAAUGUAGCUUAACUUAUGCCAGUAUGUAUGCUAUUGGCAGAAAACAUACUUCUUUUCCAAAAUGUUUUACACUUUAUGAAUUUCAUUUUAGUCUCGUAGAACAAAACAGGUGGCCAAUUUUGAGAUAUUUUGUGGGAAAUAUGUCACAUACCCAAUUAUCUUGACAAAAUAAAUCGAUAAUCAGUAAACAUGGAACAAGAUCUCAAGUCGGGUUUCUUGAAAUUUCAAUUCAUUUGGUGGUUCCCAGAACAAAAUGUGCUUCUAAAAUACAAGUCUGACUAAAACGGCUUUCAACAAUACGUCGAAAAGAUAUCUAUACCAAUUAUGCUUAAAUGUUUUAAUUUUGUUCUAUGUGGCAUAUUAACAAACGGCACAGAACUGAAAACAGACAAGUUGGUGUUUUCCCCUUAAAAAAAACAAAAACCCCAAAAUACAAAUCUUGGUACAGUUUAUUUUAAACACUAACAGGAAAAAUGGAGUCAUCCAAAAGAUUCAAGGCUUUUACUUCAGAAAAAUAUCUCACUAUUUGUGCCUUGGUAAAGAGGUUGUAAUGCACACAAACAAAAGUCAACCCUUUUUGGUAUAACUGUUGCUAACCAUACUAAUGCGGUGAAAUAUUCAACUAUGCGUAGUCUAUUUACUUGUUAGGUUACACAUACAUUGUAUUUGGACCUGAUAAUCUGCGACUGUUUGUUUAAAUGGUAUAAGCGGCAUUUAUACAUAUACCAUUCACCAAAACCCUAUUUGAUACAUACUAGGCGCAAAGCCGUGAAACCAUUACAAAAUCUACCCACAGUUUUUGCUUGAAUAUCAUAUCGAGUUUAACAGUGAGGGUAUUCAGUAAACUCUACUAAACUAUCUUCUUACCUGUGAAAUAGCACACAUAGUGUUAAAAAAAAGACAAUUUCAGAGACUGGAUAAAUGAUAUCUCAAAGGAAAAUAAAAAAAAAAAACCCUUCCUACUAGCACAGUUGCAAAUUUAAUCAUUAUAGUGCAAAAGAAACAAAACCAAAUGCCAGAAAAACACCAAAACAAAACAAGUCGUCUACAUUUUCAUGACUGUUGCAUACUGUGAAAUUCAAAUAUACAAAUCCAGACAGCCAAUCAACUUCACAGGCCUGCUAGAACAGGGCACACGAUUGGUCAAGUAUGGCUGGAUUGAAAAGACAAACUAUCUGAUUGAUUGGCCAAUUGCUGUAUGUUUAAUUAUUUGUUACUAAACCUUUCUCUUUUUUGUCAAAUUAUUUUCCCCAGUGAUUUUGAGUGCACUUUUGCAUGAAUUUUCCAAAUAAGAAUGAGAUAUGCCAACUUAAAACACUAUCUACUUCAAAUAACUACCGAGACAAAAUGGUACAACUUGUAAAGAGCUGCAUAAAUAAAUGUUUAAAAAAUGAACUUGUAACAUGAGGGAAAACCUAAGAUAACAAAACAUUCGCUGAAAGUAAAUGAAGAUUUUCAAAAGACAAAGGAAAGAAAUAGUGACUACAUGUAAUAUAAUGGCAAUAUAAGAAUAACAAUAUUCCAGUCUUUAAAAUUGUUUUGUGUUUCACUAAAAGCAAAACUGUAUUAUAGCACUAAAAAAAGUUAUUCUUGUUCAUCAAAUCUUGUAAAACUCAGUGGCAUCAACUACUCCCAGAUACCCAUGACAACAGCAAAACUUUUAAAAUAUAACGAAUAACAGAAAAGCAACAACAAAAAACAGACAGGGCAUCAAAAAAAAGUAAACAUGCCCUUGCCAUUUGUGGAGGGCACGAUAUAAUAGCACACUGUACAAUGGUUUUCUACACCAUUAGAUAAAACACCAACAUCUAACAAUACUCAGGCCAUUGGAUUACCAGGGGGUAAACCAUUGCACUCAAUUAAACUGUUUUUUGUUUUUUUCUUAAUCUAUACAGGCUACAAUAGACACGUUUCAAUAAAUUCAAUAUAUUGAACAAUAAAUAUAAAUGUAUCGUUAAACAAGGGUCUCAUGUUCUUGUGUCCAUUAUUAAAAACGUUUUUAUUUAAUACUGUGCCAUUUUCAGACUUGCGGCAAAAGACACCAAAAAAAAAGGAGUUUAACGACUGUACAGUGUUCAAAUGGACAUGUUUACAGAAAUAAAUAAAUAGUUUAUAUGCAAUAAUACAUGUAAACUGGAAGAAAUGCAACAGCACAAUAUUUAAUGAGAGUGCUGCUGUCAGUUCUAUACAAGUGUUUAAUAUUUACGGGCAAGCGUCUUAGCCUAGAAUAUAAAGGAUGCACACUUUCAAUGUGUUAAAUAACAAUAUUUACUUAAAAAAGAAGAAACAAAAUCAAAACAAAUGAUAGCUAUCAUACUCUCUGCUGUGAUGUCCGUGGCAGUAUAUCUGUUUGUAUAGGAACUGUUCGACCAAAGGUGAAAAUUAAAAAUCGCAGCCCGAUUAAAAACAUCUUUUACUCAAAACAGCAAAGAACUGUUGUUUGUUGCUCUUUACUAGAAGUGAGACUUUCCUCGACUCUGAAAAAAAAAACCACCGUAACGAGCCAAUCAAAAGUGCUGUUCUAUCCUUGUUAAACGGCUGCUGAUUUCUGAUUGGUUGAAGAUUACCAAAAGAGAUUAAAUGCCCAUCCAAUCGUGUGGUAGCACGAGGCAC